AUGACAACUACAGCCGUGUUCCACCAGCUACCGGUGACUCGAGACGAAGUGCUUGCGUGUUCAUUUGACCAGUGGUACCCCAAAUUAAAGGCGUACACGCCGGCGCUGAAGAUCAUCGCCAUCCCUCCCGAUUUCCAUAGGUUCCUCGACCAGGACCUGAUUAGGCUUCCUGGCGACGCCAAUAACAAAGUGGAGGAGGUAGACGAUAGCGACGAUGAAACCACUCAACAAGAUGUGUGGCUGGAUGAGCUUAUCGACUUCUAUAACCAGGUUAAUUCGCUUGUGGGUGACUUCCCCUUCCCCAAGCUUAACUGGCUGGCACCGAAAGAUGCUCGUUGGAUCAAUGCUAAUACGCUUAGAUGCCACUCUGCUGAUGAUGUCCUACUUCUUUUAAAGCUGAGUGACCACGCUGGAGACGAUUUAACUGCCCCUUUCUCGGAAGUUUCAGAAGGUGAAGAUAAACUGAUUGAUACGGUUCUGUUCAAGCUUAUACUAAGACGGUGGGUGGAUAUCAACCCGCUGCACGAGUUCCGAGUGUUUAUUCGUGAUGGAACCAUCAUUGGCGCCAGUCAGCGUGAUUUGAACCACUACCCUCAUCUCGUGGAAAAUCGGGAGAAACACAAGCAAACCAUCACCAAUUUUGUUCCUAAUAUUGUCAACAAGUUGGGGAUGAAGCUGUUUGUGUUAGACUUGUAUAUUCCAGAAACUGGCGAGCCUAUGGUCAUCGACGUUAAUCCGUUUCUGAGGAAACUGCUGCCUCUUUUGUAUACGUGGCACGAAUUGAUUGAAGGUGGUGACCACGAUUUACGAGUGGUCGAUGAAAAUAACCUUGGUCGGUUUAAAACGAUGGAAUACCUGGAACUGAUGGUCCCCACUGAUGUCGUUGGUGCUGCUCACGAUGCCGAACAAAUGGCCGAAUUGGCCCGAGAAUGGCGCCAACUAGAACAACGAGGCGAGGAAGCAGCCAAGGAAUGA
Diutina rugosa is the source of this 975-nucleotide messenger RNA. RefSeq names its product cell proliferation protein. The transcript has a single exon. Gene Ontology annotation, cellular component: cytoplasm. The coding region runs from base 1 to 975 and encodes 324 amino acids. Lineage: Eukaryota; Fungi; Ascomycota; Pichiomycetes; Serinales; Debaryomycetaceae. The record is from RefSeq and is a predicted model, not a curated record.